Cordyceps fumosorosea ARSEF 2679 is the source of this 1290-nucleotide messenger RNA. Its product is annotated as Zinc finger domain-containing protein, C2H2, LYAR-type. Gene Ontology annotation, molecular function: DNA binding. The transcript has 3 exons. Gene Ontology annotation, biological process: negative regulation of transcription by RNA polymerase II; rRNA processing. Gene Ontology annotation, cellular component: nucleolus. Lineage: Eukaryota; Fungi; Ascomycota; Sordariomycetes; Hypocreales; Cordycipitaceae. The coding region runs from base 1 to 1290 and encodes 429 amino acids. The record is from RefSeq and is a predicted model, not a curated record.
AUGGUAUCCUUUUCGUGUGAGGAGUGCGGCGACGUCCUCACUAAGAAGAAGCUUGACCCUCAUCGCAACCGUUGCCACGGCGCCACCUUUACCUGUAUUGACUGCAUGGUCCAUUUUCCUGGCGUCCAAUACCGCUCUCAUACUUCUUGCAUGACCGAAGAUCAGAAGUACCAGGGAGCUUUAUACAAAGAAAAGCCCAAGAAGAACAGCAACAAUACCCAAACCCAAGCUCAAUCUCGCAACACCUCGUCUAAGCACGACAGCAACCCACAGCCCACCAAGAAGACCAAGAUGAUGGCCCAUCAAUCAUACGUUCAAGACGUCCCUGACGACGCCAGCUUCGGCCACUGGGCCGAGUACGCCGGCCAGACCGAAGACGAGCGCUCGCCCGUCGACCAUAUGCCCGAGGCGCCUACACCUCCUCCUGCCCACAGGGAACAGCCAUUCAACGUCUUCGACUACCUCGUUGCCACCGGCCAGACCCCCAAUGCCUCCAACGUCGAUCUCGCCAAGCCUAUGCCGGUCGAAAGUCAAAGCACCUCACUUGUCCGAUACGAACACAACGCGGACGGUUACCUUGUCGAUGACGAACCCUACGUCCAGUACGGCAGCGGACCCGUUCAUACUGAUGCCUACGUCACACCCGCUCCCAAAACGGAGCGCCGCCGCAGCAAAGACGGUGACAAGAAGGACAAGAAGCGCAAGCGACUGCACAUCGAGGUAGCUGGUGAUGAGGAGAUGGUUGAUGCCCCUCCUGUGCUUCACUCUGGACUCACCGGGAACCUCAAGAGUUUGAUGCGCUUCCCUCCUUCUCCCGAGUACUCUGGUGACGCUGCCGAAGCCACACCCGCCAGUCCGUUGAAGAAGUCCAAGCACAGCAAGCACGGAAAGAGCAGCCACGGCCACAGCCAUAGCAUCUUCGACAUGAUCACUGGUGGUUCAAAGAAGUCCAAAAAGUCAAAGGACAAGAAGCGUCACCGUCGUUCCAAGAGCCCCAAAAGCCCCAAGAAGCUCGAGUUUCACAAGGAACCCCCCAAGACAGAGACGGAGGGACAAAUGGUUCUCUUCAAGCCCCGCGCCGACAUGUUCCUUGGCUUUGUCAACAAGGGUCCUGAGAGUGACCGCGGCUGCAGCAUGAACAAGGCUCUCAAGCGAUACCACCGCGAGCGAAAGUCGUCCGGCUCUAGCGUCUCCAAGGUCAAGGACGAAAAGGAGCUCUGGCGAUCCCUGCGCCUGCGCAGAAACGAACGCGGCGAGAUUGUCGUCUUUGCUCUCGACGACGACGAGUAA